CAACAUGUAAUCCACCACUUUUGUUCGUCAAGAGACCUCUUUUUUAAUUGGAUUCACUAUGGUACCAAUUAUCCUACUUUCAUUAGUUAGUUUAACAUGGGCUGCUCCGGACCUGCUUCUGGAUGCUGAUCAACUUUUGGAGCCAAAACUACAACGAAAAAGUGAAAUAUCUGACAGUGACUAUCGUUUAUCUGCAACAACAGUGCCGUCCAAAUAUGAUCUACUUUUGAAUAUCCCAAGAGAAUGUCUUGAAGGAAAAAGUAAAACUUUCAGUGGGCUCGUCAAAAUAGUAUUUUCCGUUUCUGAAUCAAAAGAAAGCAUUUUGAUACAUUCUUUAGUCAAAAUUAUGAACAUUACAGCAAUUGAGUUAGAAAGUAGCCAAAUUUUAGAUGUUGUAGGACAUGAUGUCUGUUUUAAUAAAACGCAAAUGGUGGAGAUAAAAUUUGCAAGGAACCUAAAUGUCGGUGUUGCCUACAAAUUACAAAUACACUUUACUGGUCAAUUGAAUGCAUCAUUUGGAAUCUUUAGAAAUAAAUAUUUAGAUGACGGAGUUACCGAGUAUCUUGUUGCAACACAAUUUCAGACACAUUAUGCUAGAUCCGCGUUUCCUUGUUUUGAUGAACCCCAAUAUAAGGCUAUUUUUAGAUUAACCCUUAUCUAUCCAUCUGAUUUCCAUGCUACUGCUAACACUCCUAUUGAAGAUUCACAAUAUAAUAAUGAAACUAAUACGGCUACAACUAGCUUUGAGGACUCACCUGUAAUGUCCACUUAUUUACUGGCGUUUACGAUAUCAAAAUUUAACUGUUCCACUGCCACGAGCAAUGGCAUUACACAUGAAGUCUGUUCAAGACGAGAUACGGCUUCUCAAAGAGAUUUCGCGUUAGAAUACGGAGUUAAAAUAUUAAACGUUUUGGGAACAUGGACCCAACUUCCGUAUGAUACACUGGGUAUUAAAAAAAUUAGCCAAUAUGGUCUUAUAUCUUUCCCAUAUGGGGGAAUGGAAAAUUGGGGACUUGUAACAUACCCGGAAUCGAUUAUUCUAUCUAGCCUAAAUGAUAUCAAAAACAAAGUCAACCAGGGAAUGCUCAGGCUGAUAGCUCAUGAAUUUUCUCAUAUGUGGUUUGGAAAUUACGCAACAACAAAAUGGUGGGAUACUUUGUUCUUAAACGAAGGUUUCGCUACUUAUUUCGAAUAUUUUAUUUUAAAUGAGAUUCCAGAACUUACAGAACUUGAAAUGAACAAAGAGUUUAUUGUUGAAGCUCAAUUUCCUUCCUUAGAGAAUGAUGGAUAUCCAUCUUCUAAAGCACUAACCUCUAGAAUAAUAAUUCCCACUGAGAUAUUUAAAAAACUUACUAUAAUUUAUAACAAAGGUGCAAGCAUAAUAAGAAUGAUUGAAAAUACGGUAGGAUUCGAUAAAUUUAAACACGCUGUACAAAAUUAUUUGGUACAACGGGCUUACAAUUGGUCAACCCCUGAAAUACUUUGGUCGUUAUUUAGUAACGAAUUUCCUGGUGGACAAUUAACACCUGACGUAAAAUUUGUGGAUUUUGUUGAUAACUGGGCUAACCGACCUGGAUAUCCUCUUGUAAAUGUGUCAGUUGUUGGAAGCAAUAUUUUAUUAACACAGCAAAGAUUUUUAUACAGAGGGCAAGAUGAAUAUAAUACUAAAUGGUAUAUCCCCGUUGUUUAUACUGUAUUUAAUGAAACAUAUCAAUAUACCUCUACAAUUUGGUUGAAACCUGGAAGUGAAGGUGUCACUAUUAAGAAUGUAGUGAAUGACAAUACAUUGGUUAUCUUAAAUCCAGAUUCUUUGGGUUACUACCGAGUCAACUACGAUAAACUUCUGCGAGACAAAAUAACAGCACAACUUGAAAAAGAACACACAAAAAUAUCUGACCUAACUAGAGCUAAAAUAAUCAACGACGCGGCUGCCUUAGUUAAAGCUGGCUUUAUAAACUCUUCUGAUGCAUUAGAAUUUUUGAAUUAUAUGAAGAAUGAAGAUUCCUUUUAUCCUUGGAAAACAGCUCUGAAAUCACUAAGUUCCAACAAACAAGCAAAAGAAUUGUUAUUAAAAAAUGUCGAACAUUUAGCUGCUCGCAUGUCCAGUACAAAUUUGAAUGAGAUUGAUCAUGUAACAUUCAGGAAACUAUCUACUAUCUGUAAUUUUGCUUGUAGCAAUAGGAUUAAACAAUGUAGUAAUGGAAUUAAAAGAAUGUGCAAGGAGUUAAGAGAUAAUAAUAUCAGUGUUUCAAAUGAAAAGAACUUUUUAGAAACUAUGGAUUCCGAAUUUACUGAAGAUGCACAUUUUUAUAAAUUUCAGAAAUUUGGAAGUAAAUGGGAUUCUAUGUUGAAAUAUCAGCCUAAUCAGCUCUAUCUUCAGUAGAAAAACUUAAGGAACUUCUUCUUGUAAAAAUUCUGUUUAAAAUUAAUAAAAUAUAAAAAUAUUACAGAAAA
Molecule: messenger RNA, 2454 nt
Organism: Diabrotica virgifera virgifera (western corn rootworm)
Lineage: Eukaryota; Metazoa; Arthropoda; Insecta; Coleoptera; Chrysomelidae
Product: glutamyl aminopeptidase-like
Exons: 12
Coding region: 59-2383 (774 amino acids)
Biological process (GO): proteolysis; peptide catabolic process
Cellular component (GO): cytoplasm
Molecular function (GO): peptide binding; metalloaminopeptidase activity; zinc ion binding
Source: RefSeq, a predicted model, not a curated record